AUGGAUGACAUUCACAGCGACGAGAAGCGAAAUGCCCCAGACACCACCAGCCCGGACGCUCUCCCUGAAGAACUAGGCAAGGUGAUCCCCAUUGAUGCGGAAGUUGAGCAGUUCUACGGCCAGUCGACGAGCGAUGCCUAUCGCUUGAAAUCGGAGUUGGUGGGUAGGUGCAUGGAGGAGAUUGGAAUGGGAUGGUUCCAAUGGAAGUUAUUUGUUGUUACGGGGUUUGGGUGGAUUGUUGAUAAUUUCGCAACUCAAGGCAUCGGCAGCGUGCAACCCCCUAUUCAACAGGAACUCAGUGAUAUCUCUCGUGUCAGCUAUAGCUCCGUGGCCUACUAUGUCGGUAUGAUCAUCGGUGCUUCGUUCUGGGGUAUAUCGAGCGACUUGAUCGGCCGACGGCCUGCCUUCAUGACGACCCUGUUUAUUGCAGGGACUUUUCUCUGUGGUGCUGCCGGGACCAUGAACUUCGUGGCUUUCAGCGCGAUGUGGGCUGUUAUUGGGACAGCGGCCGGUGGGAAUGUCCCCGUCGAUUCCAUGAUCUUCUUGGAGUAUGUCCCGGGCAGCCAUCAAUGGCUCUUAACCGCCCUCUCAGCAUGGUGGAAUCUUGGUCAGCUCAUCGUCUCGCUGAUAGCCUGGGUCUUUCUGGCGAAGUACAGCUGUCCAACGGACGCUACGCCGGAGACGUGCCAGAGAAGCGAGAACAUGGGAUGGAGAUAUACACUCAUUACACUCGGCGCCGUCGCCCUCUUCUUCACCUGCAUUCGUAUCUUCGUUUUCAAACUCCCCGAAACACCACGAUACCUUCUCUCCCAAGGGAAAGACCAGGCGGCUGUCGACUCAGUGAACUACGUUGCUAGGCAGAAUGGAAAAGAAGAGCCUCUGACAAUUGGCAUGUUGAGGGAAAUUGAUGCUAGAGUUGGCAGUGGCAGCGAUACUAACGACACAUCUCGGGCGGGACUAUCGACUCACGAGAUCCUCCGCGAGAACAUGAAAGACUUCAAGUUCGAGCAUUACCGCGCCCUCUUCGCUACUAAGAAACUCGCCCUUCAUACGAUGAUCAUCUGGGCUGUUUGGUUGACGAUCGGAAUCGCCUACCCUCUCUACUUCAACUUCCUCCCCUCCUACCUCGCCACGAAAUUCACCACCGACUCCUCCCUCUCCCUCACUUACCGAAACUACUGCAUCCAAUCCGCCGUCGGCAUCGUUGGUCCCCUCUCCGCCGCUUUCCUCGUCAAUACCUUCUUCGGUCGCCGCUGGAUGAUGGGUAUCUCGUCUAUCGUGACCGGCGUGUUUCUGUUCGCGUAUGUAGGCGUGAAUACCCCGACUGCCAGUUUGGCGUUUACGUGUGUUACGGGGGCGUUGGGGAAUUUUGAAUACGCAGUAAUGUACGCCUUCACGCCCGAAUCCUUCCCCGCGCCACAUCGAGGCACCGGCACCGGCACCGCGGCGUCGUUGUUACGGCUAGGCGGCCUGGCGGCGAGUUUGGUGUCUUCGCAUACGGGAUUCACCCCGGCGCCGAUUUAUGCGAGUGCGGCGCUGUGGGUCGCUGUUGGGGUCUUGUGUAUUGGGUUGCCGUUUGAGACGCAUGGGCAUGCUGCUAUUUAG
Molecule: messenger RNA, 1605 nt
Organism: Aspergillus melleus
Lineage: Eukaryota; Fungi; Ascomycota; Eurotiomycetes; Eurotiales; Aspergillaceae
Product: MFS transporter
Exons: 7
Coding region: 1-1605 (534 amino acids)
Biological process (GO): transmembrane transport
Molecular function (GO): transmembrane transporter activity
Source: RefSeq, a predicted model, not a curated record